ACAAUGAGAGGGCAAGUACUGCUGUUUUUGUCGGUCCUCUCUCUCAGCUUGGCGCUGGGGCAGGUCAGCUACUCAAUUCCUGAGGAAAUGCCCAAAGGCUCACUCGUUGGAAACAUGGCAAAAGAUUUCGGGUUGGAUAUUAAAAGACUCAAAUCGGGUAAAGCUCGCAUAUUUACCCGAGACAGUGACAAAUAUGUUGAGCUGAAUAACGAAAGAGGAGUCCUCCUCAUCAAAAAUAGGAUAGACAGAGAAGCGCUCUGUGGACAGACGACGCCUUGCGCUUUGCAUUUUCAGAUUAUAUUAGAGAAUCCGAUGGAAUUUUACAGCGUUACUAUUGAAAUCACAGAUGUUAAUGAUAACCCUCCGUCAUUCGAAAAGAACGACGUCAGAUUUAAAAUAAGUGAAACCGCGGUCAGCGGGGCUAAAUUCAUACUAGACCGUGCCGUGGAUCCUGAUGUUGGUUCAAAUGGUUUGCAAACAUAUAGACUCGAGCCGAGAGCUAAUUUUAUUAUUAAACUACACGAUCAAGCAGAUGGAACAAAAAACGUUGAAAUGGUUCUAGAGAAACCUCUCGACAGAGAGAAACAGGAGCACUUGUCUUUGGUUCUGACGGCGGUGGAUGGAGGAGAGCCGCAGAUGACGGGGACAAUGCAGAUUCUAAUCACUGUUUUAGACGCUAAUGAUAACGCCCCUGUUUUUACACAGCCAAUUUAUAAAGCUUCGAUAAAAGAAAAUUCUCCAGUCGGUACAGUUGUUGUUACAGUUACUGCAACAGAUGCUGAUUAUGGAAGUUAUGGUAGAAUCACGUAUUCUAUUUCAAGUAUAUCAGAUCACGCACGUGGGUUAUUUGAGGUAAAUGAUGAAAGUGGUGAAAUUCGACUGAAAGGAAAUGUUGACUAUGAAAAAGCUCGAACCUUUCAGAUAAAUGUCCGAGCAAGUGACGAUGGAGGACUAGUUGAUUCAUGUAAAGUGAUGAUUGACGUCACUGACGUAAAUGACAAUAAACCCGAUAUUCAAAUAAUAUCUAAAUCAAACAUGUUAUCAGAAGAUGCCAAACCCGGUACUGUUGUGACAAUGAUAAAUAUUCAGGACUCAGACUCGGGUGAGAAUGGAAAAGUCCAGUGUUCUAUGAAUGAUAAUAUUCCUUUUGUUAUUAAGUCAACAACCAAUGAUUUCUAUAGUUUAAUGUCCGACAGUGAAUUAGACAGAGAGAGAUCAUCUGAGUAUAAUAUCACAGUGACCUGCUCUGAUGAGGGCGUGCCCUCCCUCUCCAGCAGCGUCACUCUCACCUUACAGAUCUCUGACGUGAAUGACAACGCGCCUGUCUUUGAGAGGAGCUCAUAUGAGGCCAACAUUGUAGAAAACAACACACCAGGUCUUUCUGUAUUCACAGUGAAAGCCAGAGACGCUGACUGGAACCAGAAUGCCCGUGUUUCUUACAUACUGGAGGACUCCUCUGUUAACGGAGUGCCAGUCUCCUCGUAUGUGUCCGUUAGUGCUGAUAGUGGAGUCAUCCAUGCAGUGCGCUCUUUUGACUACGAGCAGAUCAAAGAUUUUCACUUCCAAGUCAAAGCUCAGGAUGGAGGCUCUCCUCCACUCAGUAGUAACGUGACUGUGAAAAUAUUGAUCCAGGACCAGAACGACAACCCCCCUCAGGUUCUGUACCCAGUCCAGACUGGUGGCUCUCUGGUGGCUGAACUGGUGCCUCGUUCAGCAGAUGUGGGCUAUCUGGUCACUAAAGUGGUGGCUGUGGAUGUGGACUCUGGACAGAAUGCCUGGCUCUCCUAUAAACUGCAGAAAGCCACAGACAGGGCGCUGUUUGAAGUGGGCUCACAGAAUGGAGAAAUAAGGACGAUCCGCCAAGUCACUGAUAAAGACGCAGUGAAACAAAGACUGAGUGUUAUAGUGGAGGACAACGGGCAGCCCUCUCGUUCAGCUACAGUCGUUGUUAACGUGGCGGUGGCGGACAGCUUCCCGGAAGUGCUGUCGGAGUUCACUGACUUUACGCACGACAAGGAGUACAACGACAACCUGACUUUUUACUUAGUGCUGGCUCUGGCUGUAGUUUCCUUCCUCUUCAUCACGUGUGUAGUGGUUAUUAUCUCAGUGAAAAUCUACAGAUGGAGACAGUCUCGCGUCCUGUAUCACUCCAACCUCCCUGUGAUUCCAUAUUAUCCACCACGUAACUCAGACACUUUGGGGACAGGGACUCUCCAACACGUGUACAAUUACGAGGUGUGCAGGACGACUGACUCCAGAAAGAGCGACUGUAAGUUCAGCGGAGAUGGUAGUCAGAACGUGCUGAUAAUGGACCCCAGUGCUACAGGGACGAUGCAGCGGAUACAGAGUGAAAAGAGCAUCCUGGAUGAACCAGACUCUCCUCUAGAGGUUUGA
Molecule: messenger RNA, 2394 nt
Organism: Limanda limanda (common dab)
Lineage: Eukaryota; Metazoa; Chordata; Actinopteri; Pleuronectiformes; Pleuronectidae
Product: protocadherin gamma-A2-like
Exons: 1
Coding region: 4-2394 (796 amino acids)
Biological process (GO): homophilic cell-cell adhesion
Cellular component (GO): plasma membrane
Molecular function (GO): calcium ion binding
Source: RefSeq, a predicted model, not a curated record